AGUAUUUUGUGCGACAAACAAACAUGGCGUCUGUGCGGCAGGCAGACACGGCUUUGUGGCUUCAUAACAAAUUAUCCACAGAUGAUUCGUGGUCUGGUAGUAGCUUACGCUCUUUAUUAACUCAGGAUGUUCUCCGUAAUAUCCCAGAGUGUUUUCAUAGGCUUGAGACUCAAGUGAAAGUAAAAUUAUUGAUGGCUUUCCUUCACUUACCUCGCCGAGUGAUCGAGGAAACGAACAGUGAAAUGAGCGAAAUAUUUGAGAUUGGCAGCCAGGACGAGGACGAAUGGGUUCGGGUUUUAUCAGAGAUAUUGAAAUAUUACCCGAGUACAGGAAUGCUGAAUGUUCAUCUGGAGCACGUGAGCCCCGUGUUUAGAGAGGUGGCAGAGGAAAUCAAGAAGACUGUUGCAAGCCUUCCUGAUGGUGGAUCUAGUCUCCUUCCUCUGGAAUGUCUGUAUUUAAACAGAACAGCACUUGUUGCAAUGGUAGGACCCCAGCCUCCCCUUCCAAAACACUUCACUCUUCGAAGAAAACCAAAGUCUGCUGCACUCAGAGCAGAGCUCACACAGAAAGCCAGUGAAGCUAUAUCAGCUCACAAGAAAGGACUUGGAACCCCUCUGAGCUCAGGACACAAACUUCAAUCUCCUUCCAAGAAGUUUGAAGCCCCUGUAAGAGUAACACCAAGAAUGUCCAGCUCCUCAAGUUUCCGUCCAACACCCAGCAGAGCAACUCCAUCAAGUGGUUCAUCCAGAAGCAUCAUCUCUGCUGCCACGCUUAAACACCAUGGAAGAACAAAGCUUUUAGACAUAAAUGAGCAGCCUAUUGGAGGUGGCAGGGAACUCAAAAGGAGAAAGAAACUGGCAGAAUCAGAGCAAGGAGAAGAUGCAAAACACAAAAAACUAGACAGCACUAAACCAGCAGAACCGAGCACACCAGAUUAUGCUGCAGGUCUUGCACCUGUGUCUCAACCAAACAAGCCUCCCUCAAGCCCAGAGACACCAACACCAAGCAUGGCACCUCCAUCAUCCACUCCGUCUUAUGCACCACAGAGCGUCUCGACCCAGUCUUCCACUGCAGAUACACUCAGUGAGAGUACUAUUAACCUCAAGAGAGAGUUGGAGAUGCAUAUGGAACAACAGCGUCAGUUAAUGAUGAGAGAGCGACAACAAAAGCAGGCUGCUGCUGCGGCGGCGGCAAUGGCGGCAGGUUCUUCGAGUUCUACAACCCCAGCUGUCAGUGCGGAUUCAACAAGAGUUCCUGCUGCAGUUUCCCCUGGGUCUGCUAACACUCAGCAGCAACAGCAACAAGCUAACAAGCGCCAGCUUACCCUGACACGAGAGCAAAUGUUAGCUGCUCAUGAAAUGUUCAAGAAUGCAAACCGUGUGAGUCGAGCAGAAAAGGCGCUCAUUUUGGGAUUUAUGGCCGGCGCAAGAGAGAAACCAUAUUCUCAUCAAGGUCCAAUAAUUACCAUCAAGCUGAGUGAAAACACGGAGACCGUGACAGCAUCAGACGGAACGCAGCAGAUGCAGCUGGUAGAAAUGCUCUUUGAAAUGAACUAUGACUCAGGACACUGGCGCAGACUCAAACGAACCAGGGUAGUUUCCAAACAUGGUGCGUCCUCGACCUCGACUCCAGGACAGAAAAGCACCUGACUCAUCACAUGACUGCGAAAAUACAUUGAAUGGGGGUCAACUAAACUAUGUGCUAAUUUUGAAAGCAUUAUUUCAAGUCUGUUUCCGAAGUUGACUAGACAUUCGCAACGCUCGCGAGAGUCUGCAAGGCGAGCGAGGCAAGAAGAGUAGAGAAGACUCUGACCUUUUCACUCCUUUUUUCUGUAGAGGCUUGUUUAGGAUUCGCUAAAAACGCGAUUUGUUGCAUUUUGUGUAAUACAAUCUCUACUGUACAAUGGUAAACACGGUGAAACAACUAAGGACAAAUCUCAGCAAAAGGAAUACAUGUAUCUGGCCUUUCCUGAAAAAAAAAAUGAAUUUAUAGAUACACUAACCAGAAGAACAGCAUAUAAUUUAUGAAUUGUCAAAUUUAAAUAAAGUGUACCAUACGAUA
Molecule: messenger RNA, 2061 nt
Organism: Orbicella faveolata
Lineage: Eukaryota; Metazoa; Cnidaria; Anthozoa; Scleractinia; Merulinidae
Product: negative elongation factor A-like
Biological process (GO): negative regulation of transcription elongation by RNA polymerase II
Cellular component (GO): NELF complex
Source: RefSeq, a predicted model, not a curated record